CGUCAUACUGCAAAGUUCGUUCCGGAGCCAGGUGUUCGGUCUUUCCUUUAUCCUCUUCUUCCUCCUUCCUUCACUUAAAUUCGCUCAUUCUUUACCCAAUUAAAGAACCCGUUUAUUUCCUGCCCCUAGCGGAACUUUUGUGGAGCCGGAACCAAUGAAUUGCACUGCACUGGCAGCCGGAGGACUGUUUUGGUAUGGGACCACCAAGUCUCUGCGAUGAGUUGUUUUGGGAUAGUUCCGGAAAGCAUAGGUGAGGUGUUCUUCUCCAGCUAUGCAUCGACAGAAUUUUCGACCCCCGACUCCUUCUUGCCCUGGCCCGAGUGUAGGAGGUUGGAGUACCGGGAACAGCUUCCGGGGUACCCCGGGCGGAGGCGGACCCCGGCCGCCAUCUCCUAGGGACGGGUACGGGAGUCCUCACCACACGCCAUCGUAUGGGCCCUGGUGUAGGCCCUACGGGAGCAGCCACUCUCCGCGACACGGCGGCAGCUUCCCCGGGGGCCGUUUCGGGUCUUCGUCCCCUGGCAGCUACCCUGGCACCUACUCCAGGUCCCCGGCGGCGUCCCAGCAGCAGUUCGGCCACUCCCCAGGGCAGCACCAGACCCAUCCCCAGGGUUCUCCAAGGACAUCUACACCUUUUGGAUCAGGGCGUGGUAGAGAAAAAAGAAUGUCUAAUGAGUUGGAAAGUUAUUUCAAACCUUCAAUGCUUGAAGACCCUUGGGCUGGCCUAGAACCAGUAUCUGUAGUGGAUAUAAGCCAACAAUACAGCAGUACUCAAACAUUCACAGGCAAAAAAGGAAGAUACUUUUGUUAAAAUUUCUGAAAUUCACCUGGAAGCUUCAUGUGUCAGGAACAUCUUGGACAAAACUUUCACUUGUGUAUUUAAGUUGAACCCUGACAUGGUGACUUUAAUUGAAUAAUUAGCUGGUUCUUCUUGGUAUUUUUCAUCAUAUCAAAUAUUGUUGGUAUUAGAGACGAACUAUGGUAGGAUAAUUUGCAAUAUUUAGCUCUCUGGAAGUGCCUGUCACAUUUUAGAAGAUUUAUAGUUUCCAAAUAUUUAACAUUCUUGGUUAUAUAAUAGACAUUUGUCUUUUAAUGUUUUUCCAAUGUUUUAAAAUAGAACAUUUUGUCUU
Molecule: messenger RNA, 1130 nt
Organism: Molossus molossus (Pallas's mastiff bat)
Lineage: Eukaryota; Metazoa; Chordata; Mammalia; Chiroptera; Molossidae
Gene: MPLKIP
Product: M-phase specific PLK1 interacting protein
Exons: 2
Coding region: 272-811 (179 amino acids)
Cellular component (GO): centrosome; midbody; nucleus
Source: RefSeq, a predicted model, not a curated record